AUGCGAUUUCACAUCACAGUCUCCGCCAAAUAUUUUCAAGAUGAUUUGAAGACCACAAUACAGGACUUGGCUCUUUUGCACAAAUUGGACUCGCAGGAUGCUGCGGUGGAGCAGGGUGAUGAAGAAGAGAGCGUCGAGGGGGAAUCGAUGGAAGAGAUCUGCUUCUGGAUCGCAUCCAAAUGCAACUCUGUCAUGAAGCUCUUAUCUUCGGAGGAGCGAAAACCUCGAGUGCGAACUCUGCAGGAUUGGUUCGACAUACAAACCUUGGGUCUUACCCUACAGACUCUAAAUGAGAAGUUCCAUAUUCAGUCGUCGAACGCGGAAUUCCCUCGGUCGAAGCUUGAAGAGUCAUAUUGUUAG
Molecule: messenger RNA, 360 nt
Organism: Aspergillus aculeatinus CBS 121060
Lineage: Eukaryota; Fungi; Ascomycota; Eurotiomycetes; Eurotiales; Aspergillaceae
Exons: 2
Coding region: 1-360 (119 amino acids)
Source: RefSeq, a predicted model, not a curated record